GUGGUGGUGUUGGAGGUCCUGCCUGCUACAGCCGGGGUGGCCGCCGGUCCGACCGGGCCAAUAAACAGCACGCCAGGGGGCCACAUCGGUCUUUUUUUGCAGGGGCCUCCUUCCUGACUCCAUAUUGAAAUGUGCAGGAGAAGAGGAAGGGGGGGUGGGGGGAUCGUGGGCGGGGUCCCGGCUGUACCUUAUAAAGGAGUAGAAGUGGGACCGGCCGCUGUCCUCACGCCGUCCUGCGCUCCCGCCUGACACGCUCCGGGCCUGCACGUCACGUCACUGGCCUCCACGUCUGCACACAGCUGGGAAACAAUGGACCCAUGAACUUUGAGUCACUUGACACAACUUUCCACGUUAACGGAGCUUUUUUUUUUUUUUUUACGUGUCAUCAAGGAUUGUAACUUUUUUUUUUUAAACAGGGAAAAAGUGUCACCCAAAAAAAGUGUUAAAGUGCGAGUAGCUCGUCCGGUUCCUCUCAGUGUUUCUUUGUGGGGAUGUUGAGCUCUGUGAAGAUGGAAGCCCACGACCUACCUGAGUGGAAUACUUUCUACAGCGAGGCCAGCGAGAUGUAUUCCUCGCCCAGCAGCAUGAACUCCGCCCUGGCUUCCGUCAGCUCCAUGGGCCCCAUCAACAGUUACAUCAACCUCAACCCGACGGGUGGCGGCAGUGGCGGCAGCCUGAACAUGGCGUACCCUGGCUCGGGCCUCAGCACAUCCCCACUGACCUCCAUGGGCUCGGGCCCGGCCCACAUGCCACUCUCACCGGUAGCGCCCUCCCUGGGCUCGGGCUCACUCACCCAGCUGGGCCCGAGUGCCACCCAGGGCUCCCUGUCCCACUACGGGAACAUGGGCCAGUCCAUGAGCCAGCUGGGCUACCCGUCAGGCGCCUCUCUAGGCCGCGCCGCGCCCAAGGAGAUCCCGCCCAAGCCGUACCGCCGCUCGCUGACACACGCCAAGCCGCCCUACUCAUACAUUUCGCUCAUCACGAUGGCCAUACAGCAGAGUGGCAGCAAGAUGCUCACCCUCAACGAGAUCUACCAGUGGAUCAUGGACUUGUUCCCGUACUACCGGGAGAACCAGCAGCGUUGGCAGAACUCCAUCCGCCACUCGUUGUCCUUCAACGAUUGCUUCGUCAAGGUGGCUCGCUCGCCCGACAAACCGGGCAAAGGCUCCUACUGGACUCUGCACCCACAGUCGGGUAACAUGUUUGAAAAUGGUUGCUACCUACGACGCCAGAAACGCUUCAAAAUCGACGACAAGGUAUCCAAAAAGGGGGCAAAGGAGGGUGGUAAGGCGGGCGACCGCAGCCCGGCGGGCGGAGGCUCGGACGAAGCUGACUCAGCCCACUCGGACAACUCCCACCCGGGUUCGUCCGACGACCAGUCACUACCCCGCGGGACCGCCGGCAACGCCUUGCUGGUGCCGCUCGACUGCCCACCGCCACCUCCCGCCCCUACCGCCAUGCCACCCACCUCCUCGGCUGCCAUCUUCCACUCCCAGUCCACCCACCUCCUACCCAGCCCGAUGGGGCCGCACAUGGACCUACAGAGCGACGCCCUCAAGUCCCUGGACCCCCACUACAACUUCAACCACCCCUUCUCCAUCACCAACCUCAUGUCCAAUGAGCAGAAGAUGGACCUCAAGUCCUACCAGGACCAGGUGAUGGCGUACAACAGCUAUGCCACGAGCGGCUCACCUGUGGCCGCCAAGCAGAUCUACGACAGCCCUGGACCGGCAGCCAUGGACUCUGGUGCCUACUACCAGACUCUCUACAGCCGCUCCGUGCUCAACGCAUCGUAAUCUAACACAAUACAAGAUGGAAGCUUGCUGAACAGACUCGAAAAUGGCCAACGUGUACGCAAAGCCAUCUGAGCCUCUUUUCCAUAUCCUUGAGAUCCAUUUUAAUGUCCGUGUACUAGUACGUUCGUUACCAUCACUAGUAAGACAAUACAACCCCUGGAAGAAUGAUUGUGUUUUACUCAUAAUGUUUUUUUUUCAUGACUUGCGUCCUCCGGUACGUAAUGAAACCUUACCCGUAAACUACUUAGCUGAACAGUAACACUAGUAGGCCCAACUGGACAAUUCAGCGCCCGAUUAGAAUAUAUCAAGAAAAUGGAAUAAAUGCUCAAAUGCAGGUUGAGCAUUUAUUCCACAUCCGUGAGAUCCAUCUUAAGGUCCAUGUACUAGUACGCUCUUUAGCACACUAGAAGAAUGCCUGUCUUAACGAGUAACGGUUUUUCCCACGACUGUCUGAUGAGAAAUGCUUCGUCCCGCUACUUGUGUCACUUUUGAUCUCCUAGUAUGCAAUGAAAUCUUAUCGGUUACCAUCACAAGGCCUAACUCAUAGGCAUGUGGCAUACAAUAGCAGACUCCUUAUCAAGGUUUUAUUCCAUGCCUCCCAUAUACUACUAGUGGAGCCAAUGAGCAUACCAGUCAAUGAACUUGAUGCUGGUUAUCAUGGAUCUGGAAUAAAUGCUCAGACGGCUUUCCCUAGCCACAUUACGAAGGACCACAUGUUUUUCUUUCCCCCUAUGGAGACUCUCUGGUUACAUCCAAUGAUGAAGAUGUUGACAACGAUGAAGAUAGAUUUUGUACAAAGUGUAAAUAGCGGGAAUGUGUGCGUAUGCGUGAGUGUGUAAAAUGGGUAUUUGCAUUUAUUUAUAAAGGGAAUACAUUUUAAUAUAUCUUAUAUUCUGCUUUGUCCAAACAGUUACAGACAUGUGCUUCAGGUGUUACUUUCACGCUUCAUGUUACAAAAGCCUGUUUUCAUCGCAUCCUAUACCGCUUGCCCCUUUUUAGUUUUAAUCUGGAAUAAGUGAUGUUCUGGAAUGAUUGAAUAUUCUGGGAUGCCGAAUGUCAUGGGACACAGACGUUCAAGUGUGGAAAGGUUUUAGAAUAGGUAUGUUCUGGAAUAAAUGGGUAUUCUGGAAUAAAACAAUUUUAUCAGGCAAGAAUAUCCUGGCAGAGAAAAAUACCGUAACUGUAAUAUUCUGAAAUGAAGGGAUAUUCGGGAAUAGGAAAUGUUCUAAAAUUGGGAAUGUUAUGGGACAGGAAUAUUCUGGUCUGGAAAAAAUGUAGAAUAGAAAUGGUCUGGAAUAUGGGGAUGUGCAGGAAUAGGAACAUUCUAAAAUAAGGAAUGUUAUGAGACGGUAAUAUUCUGGUGUGGGAGAGGUCUUGAAUAUGAAUGUUCUGGAUAUUAGUGCGCUGGGAUAAGCAUUGCUUGGAAAUAGGAAUGUGUCCUGGAAUUUGGGGAUGUUCUGACAAAAUGAAUGUUCUGGUAUGGGACACGGCUAGAAUAGGAAUGUUCAAGAUUCUGUUUGGGGAAUGUUCUGGAAUAGUAUAAAGUUCCUGAAUGAAUGACUAUUCUGGAAUAAGGAAUGUUAUGGGAAAGGAAUGUUCCGGUCUGGAAAAGAUCUAGAAUAGGAAUGUUGAGGAAAAAGUGUUAUGGGAAUAUUUCGGAACACACGUUUCAGAAUAAAUGACUAUUCUGAAUUAGGGAAUGUUAUGGGACACAAAUGUUCUGGUACAUCCAAAAUCUAGAAUAGGAAUAAAAAUGUUCUGGAAUAUGGGGAUGUUCUGGAAUUGUCAUGUUCCAAAAUAAAUUACAAUUCUGGAAAAAAGGAAUGUUAUGGGACACGAAUGUUCUGGUAUGACAACAUUCUAGAAUAGGAAUGUUCUUAAAUCUGAAUAUUCUGGAAAAUGGAAGGUUUGAGAAAGGAAAUAGAUGGACUAUGGGGACAUUUGGUCUGAGAAUAUUGAACGAGAACACCAUUCAGAAUAGAUGACUAUCGUGGAAUAAGAACUAUGGGACAAGAAUGUUCUGGUAUGGUAAAAUGCGUGAAUGGAAAGGUUCUGGGGUACAAAUAUUCUCGAGUGAGGAGUGUUUGGGAAGAUCAAGGUUGUUUUGGAAUAUGGGGAUGUUUCGAGGAAGGAGGCAAAGCAAACUGUGGUAAAGACUUUCACAACGCAUUUAAUUUCCCCCUUGUUACCUGUUUGAGUGGGUUGGCUUGGACCAGGCCAGUCGUCGAGGGGAGAGUGUGUGUGUGUGUGUGUGUGUGUGUGUGUGUGUGUGUGUGUGUGUGUGUGCGUGUGAAGCUAGUUACUAAUACGAGAAGAGAGGAGAGAUGCACUAUGGGAGAUUUACAUACAGUACUUUGCACUAUGGAGCUCCCACUGGCCAGGUGGGCUGAUAGUGUGCAUGUGUGUUGGUGUAUGUAUGUGUGUGUGUGCGUGU
This is a messenger RNA of Hippocampus comes (tiger tail seahorse), 4230 nucleotides long. RefSeq names its product forkhead box A3 (gene foxa3). Bases 492 to 1796 code for a protein of 434 amino acids. Gene Ontology annotation, biological process: anatomical structure morphogenesis; cell differentiation; regulation of transcription by RNA polymerase II. Gene Ontology annotation, molecular function: protein domain specific binding; DNA-binding transcription factor activity, RNA polymerase II-specific; RNA polymerase II cis-regulatory region sequence-specific DNA binding. Lineage: Eukaryota; Metazoa; Chordata; Actinopteri; Syngnathiformes; Syngnathidae. The transcript has 2 exons. The record is from RefSeq and is a predicted model, not a curated record.